UCCAUUCGUGACCUGUGGACGCUGGAGACAACACACCGCAUGGCCGUCUUCACCCGAACCUGGAACAAGAGCACGUCCCGCUGGCUGAGGAGACUCAUCUUCCAGCGCUGCCCGGCCCAGCCUCUCCUAGCCACCUUUGCCUUCUCCGCCUGGUGGCAUGGCCUCCGGCCUGGGCAGGUCUUUGGUUUCUUGUGCUGGGCUGUCAUGGUGGAGGCUGACUACCGCAUCCAUCCCUUCUUCAGCGCCCGGGCCACCUCCCAGGGUGCGAAGCUCCUCUACCGUGGCACAACCUGGGUCUUCACACAGCUUAUUGUCGCCUACAUCCUGGUGGCUGUGGAGUCCGAGAGUUUCUCCAAGCUCUGCCUGCUCUGGACGUCCUGCAACAGCAUCCUUCCCCUCUCCUAUGGCCUCGCGCUGCUGCUGCUGCUUGCCAAGAAGCAGAACUGA
Messenger RNA from Eurypyga helias (sunbittern), 447 nucleotides. Its product is annotated as ghrelin O-acyltransferase-like. Gene Ontology annotation, biological process: lipid modification; peptidyl-serine octanoylation. Gene Ontology annotation, molecular function: serine O-acyltransferase activity. The annotation marks the transcript as partial. The record is from RefSeq and is a predicted model, not a curated record. Gene Ontology annotation, cellular component: endoplasmic reticulum membrane. NCBI's taxonomy places the organism in Eukaryota, Metazoa, Chordata, Aves, Eurypygiformes, Eurypygidae. The transcript has a single exon.